UGGGGAUGGACAUUCUGAUUCAAUUCAAUUAUCGAUGUGCCUACCAAAGAGUAACUAGCGUUCGUGUUAUUCCGCAGCAAUGUCAUAAUGUUGCUGAGAUUCGUAUUGUCUAGAUAAAAAUUAAAUUAAAAAAAUUAAACUGACACUCUUGUCUCUAUCGCGGAGAUUGACAUACAACAACGAAUCUCCUCCGGCGCCAUGAAUUCUCGAUCGAAAGACGAGAUCCGAGAUAUUAUUCGCAAGGAUCUGUUAUUUAUUCACAAUCAUGGUGUUGGACUGUCGAAUCGUCUUGCCGAGGCUCUUGCAGAUAAUAUGUCCUACGUGCAUGAGCUGUUCGUACAUUUGUCACAACCGUCAUCUGGCCCACUUGUGGCAAAAACGCCGAAGAUGCUGCGAAAGAAGAUGACCCAGCGUAUUGAAACCAUACUCGAAGACGAAGUUUUUCAACAGGAAAACAUCUCGCCAACUAGUUCCCUUUAUUCUAUCAAUGAAGAGGAGCAAAAGGAGAACGAGGUAAUGGGACAUAAAAUCAAAAGAGGAGCAUACAAAAAAGCAGAGGAUAAUAUCAAGAAACAAAGUUUUAUUCUUAAUGAUUCCAAAAAGAAAGUAAAGAGAGAAAGCCAUGUUAAAAGGAAGAAAUAUAAUGUAAGCAGUUCUGAUGAAGAUAACAACGAAAAUGUUUCUAAGUACAGUAAAAUUGAAGAAAAUAUAAUAGAUAUAAAAGGAACAAAAAGAGUGACAAGGAAGAACUCGAAACAGAUCAUUCAGCUUACAACCCCAAUUGAAAAAUCAAAAAUUACUGAAAAAGCUAAGCAGGCCAAUGAAGAUAAUUUUAAAUUACCAGUUCUACAACGUUCUUCUAGUAGAAGUUCUUCUAGUAGAAGAAGCUCUUCUAGUAGAAGAAGCUCUAAGAAUUCUCAGAAUAGAGAAGUGAAUAAAGUCAAUGACGCCAUUGUGCCCAAUAUAGAUGAUAUUGAAGAACCAUCUAUGUAUGAAGAUGCAGUAGGAAGGCCUGUUCUAAUUAUGAAUUCAACUCUAAAGCAUAGCCUGUGUAUGUCCGAAAAGGGAUUAAAUGCUACUGUAAUAUUAGAACGUUUACCAAAUCAACCACCAAAAUUAAAUGAAACAGUAGUGAUUCAGAAGACAAUAAAUGUAAAAAAUAGUAAUAGUUUGAAAGAAACAGAAAAUACUAAGAAGACACUACCAAACAAUAUGCAACUAUACAAAACAUCUGCGCAAUAUGAUGAAUUAAUUACAGAUGAUGAAUCAUCGCCUGAAGUGAAAAGACCGAAGAAGCAACUUAAUAGGAAGCAGCCUAAUGAAAAAGAGACAAAAGGUAUGUUAGCGAUAUCUAGUGAGGAUGAAACUUCUAAUACACCAGUGAAAACCCUCAAAAACGCAAAUGUGUCCACGGUCACACAAGAAAGUAAAACAUAUAAAUCGAAUGCAUUAUUUAGUCCUUAUGCAAAAGAAUCUGUGAAGAAGCGGGUUGAAGCAUUUGAACAAGCGGUUAUGCAUAGUCCGAAGUCUGACAUAGGUACUCCAACCAGAAUAACUAGAACGAAAACUCGUGCAAUGAUCACUGCGGAAAUGCAGAUAGAAACAAAAACGACGGAGAAAAAUGUUGCGCAAAUACUAGCUCGAAAGUCGCUCGCUAAAGCUAAGAAGAUUUCAUUAGCGAAACAAAAAAACAAUGCUGAACUUAAAGAGAACAAAGAACAAUUACCGGAACGAAUUAAUAAAUUAUUGACUCAAACUGAUAGAUCAAAUGUAAAAAUGCAACAAUUGAAAACGACACCUUUAAGCAAGACAAAAUUGAUGCAGCCUUAUCCAAAAGUUAUAACCGCCUCGCGCACCAAUAUUGUUACUGGCGUGGAGUCUUUCAUUCAACCAUCAAAAACUAUUACAACUUCCAAUUCGAUAGAAAAGUUAGAGGAAAAGAGACGGCACGAGGAAGACGCGAGAAAAAAAAAAGACGAAGCUUUGAGAUUACAGACGGAAGAGAAGAAAAGAAAGCGGCAAGAGAAGGAACUCAAAAACAAAUUAGCAAGAGAAGCUAAGGAGAAGCAAGAAUUAGAGAAACGCCAGAAAGCCGAGAAAGAAAGAGAAGAGAAGGCAAAAUUAGCUCUUUUGAUUCAAGAAAGGCAUCGCGAGGAAGCGGAGAAGAAGCGUCUUGCCCAAUUGCAACGAAUACAGGAGAAGGAAGAACGUCGCAAAUUGGAAGAGCAACAGAGAUUGCAGAGAUUACAAGAACAAGAGGAAACGGAACGUCUGUUGGCUGAGCAAAGACGUCGAGAGCAAGAAGCUGAAAAACGUAGGGAAGUGGAAGCAAGGGCUCAACAAGCCGCUGCUGAAGCUUUGAAACAGAAAAAUCAGUUACUUACAACCCAAGCUAAAAAACAACAGACUAAUAAUAAGUAUCAAGGUACUGUGAAUUAUGUGUUAGAUAGUGAACCUGAUGAUGAUGAUGAAUCAGACGAUGAAAGCAAACCGAAGCACGAGAUACCGUAUUGGGCGCAGGCGCACAUUCGCAAAGUACAACUCGCGAUGCAACAAUAUAUUCCCGAAAGAAUAGUUUAUAAAUUCUUCAAUACUCGUAAGUGCACGCCAGAUUUGACUGAAUUAUUCCAGGGUAUAGAUAAAAAUCGAUUGAAGCGUACAUCCAGUGCAAUCUGGAAAACGCCACCACGUAUUUCCAUGAUGGAACCCGAGUUUGUCGAACGAAAAUUGCCUUUAAAAAAUUAAUAUGACAAAUACAUGUGGAUAUAAUUAGAGGCAUUAAGUAUAUAUUAUAGUAUUGUAUGCAUGUGAAAUGUAAUAAUGUUUAAGGCAAAUUGUUUUAAUUCGACAUGAAGCCGCGUUGUUCGUUAUUAU
Messenger RNA from Atta colombica, 2874 nucleotides. RefSeq names its product inner centromere protein A (gene Incenp). Gene Ontology annotation, cellular component: chromosome passenger complex; nucleus; midbody. The record is from RefSeq and is a predicted model, not a curated record. The transcript is spliced from 8 exons. Gene Ontology annotation, biological process: mitotic cytokinesis; meiotic spindle midzone assembly; metaphase chromosome alignment. Bases 199 to 2745 code for a protein of 848 amino acids. Gene Ontology annotation, molecular function: protein serine/threonine kinase activator activity. NCBI's taxonomy places the organism in Eukaryota, Metazoa, Arthropoda, Insecta, Hymenoptera, Formicidae.